CAAAUUUUCAACAGUUUUCCAUGGAAAUCUGUCUAUCGAUAGGGGGAUUGUACGAACCCAUAGCGCAUGACCGCAGUGGUAGCUUUGACGUCACCAGGACGAAGGACACAACAAACCCCCGCACAGUAAGCACGCAACAAACUGACCGAAAACAAGCGCUUGACAUUUGGACACCGCCAUGAAGCUAACACUGCGACGCUACUCCUGGGUGCUCUUCUUUCAGUUUGCCCUUCUGGGAGUGGAUCUCUUUUGCCACGCCUUUGGUCCUUCGCUGGCCAGAAACCGAUUGCAGACAGCCAUAAUUCUCUUUGUCACUCAGGAUGCCCUGAUUAUCGCGGAGUACCUGCUGUUCACCCUCGCGCUCCACUCGACGUGUGUAUACCAGGUCGGCGCCUCGCACAUAAUCCUGCGGAACUGCAAGCUCUUCAUGGCCAGCAUUACCAUCUAUUUCCUUCUGUCCGCCUCCCAGCACUUCUGGAUCAUCUACCAAUACCGUCAGCCGCCAGAAGAGGACGGUCAUCAUUGGCCAUUGGGUCUGUUUGCCCUAUCAGUGGCACAGCGCAUCAUGUCGGUAUUCUAUUACUACAGCUCCAAGUCGACGGCUCUGACCAUGGCAGAUCCUCGCUUUAAGGAGGAGCAUCUUGACUGGAUCGCAGAUCAGCUGGGCGAUAAGUAAGACGCCGGUUAAGUGGACACUUCGAUGAGUGAGUCAGGAUAAGAAGUGUAAUGUAUAUAGAUAGAUAUAUGCUAGAGAUAGAUGAAGAUAUCCGAUUUAAAACAGAAAUGAAAAACCACUAUGCCGGAAUUAUCAAGUAGAUAGUACACUAACAGAUAAGUCGAAAAUAAAUCCGACCGAGUUUAUGACUCACAUGUGAAUUUUCUUUCAUUAGCAAACAAAAUUCCUUGACAAUAUUGUAGUUCUUUUGUUCCCAAAAAUAUGAUGUAUGUGUAAAUAAAAGUAAAUAUGUAUUAUCCACUUACUGAUACCAACUAUAACUCAUCUAACAACAAAUGAAACAAGUUAGACGAUUUAACUUUGUAAUAUAUGAAAUAUAUUGCAAGGACUUCAAAAAAUAAUAACCUCUAUAUUUAUAAAUAUUUACAUUUAAAUCGUGGUACAGCACCAUUUCUUAUUGAUUGAAAGCUCUAGCCUAAGUUAAUAAAACUAAUCUGACAUUAAAUAA
Messenger RNA from Drosophila simulans, 1184 nucleotides. RefSeq names its product transmembrane protein 138. Bases 179 to 676 code for a protein of 165 amino acids. NCBI's taxonomy places the organism in Eukaryota, Metazoa, Arthropoda, Insecta, Diptera, Drosophilidae. The transcript has 3 exons. Gene Ontology annotation, cellular component: cilium. The record is from RefSeq and is a predicted model, not a curated record.